Messenger RNA from Alosa alosa (allis shad), 3247 nucleotides. It is a transcript of the gene smarcd2, whose product is annotated as SWI/SNF related, matrix associated, actin dependent regulator of chromatin, subfamily d, member 2. The transcript is spliced from 13 exons. Gene Ontology annotation, biological process: regulation of transcription by RNA polymerase II. Gene Ontology annotation, cellular component: SWI/SNF complex; nucleus. NCBI's taxonomy places the organism in Eukaryota, Metazoa, Chordata, Actinopteri, Clupeiformes, Clupeidae. The coding region runs from base 409 to 1923 and encodes 504 amino acids. The record is from RefSeq and is a predicted model, not a curated record.
AAAGUUUAGAAAGACUGUUCUCGUCUGAUCUGGCAACAAGGUAGGAGGAGGCAGCGUGUUGCUACAGACACACAUACGAGUCGCUAUCUUUAGACAUUGGUCAGGCUCCGCAAAUGUUUUGCGAGACAACUAUUGGGAGUUAUAGGGGGGUUUGACGAAGUUGAAGGUUUUUGGAAAGAGAUGACAUCUUUAACAGUCGUAACUUUUCUUUUAAAGUAGAUUGUAUGGUUGUUGUUGUGCAAAACAAAAAACCGUAAGACUUAAGUCAGGUCUUUGUGGGGAAGUCAGAGGUUUUCAGAGACUAGCCAAGGUAACGUAAACUAGCAGUUUGUUGGCGCAGAACAACAACUAGUGGGACUCGAAAUAUUAGUUUCAAACCGACAUCAACAGAAGUUUUGGACUGGAAUUAUGGCUUCCCGAGCGGGGUUUCCAGGGGGUUCUGGUUCCCCGAUGAACCCCGGAGUGAACCCCUUGAACCCAGGACAUGCGGGCGGGAUGAGGAUGGCUGUUAUGCAGCCCAACUCGGGAUACCGUGGAAUGCCCAAUUCUAUUCCCCCUUACCACCAGUCAUCUCCACAGCGACAUAUGCCCCCCAACAGAGGAGUGCCCAUGCCAGGGAUGGGGGGCAUGGGGGGCCUGAUGCCAGGCCCGUCGUAUGGCGGUGGGAUGCCCAUGCGCUCGGGCAUGGGACCGUCUCCUAUGGAUCCCACACGCAAACGACUCCUCCAGCCACACUCAGCAGGGAUGGCCGGCCUCAGGAGAGGUGGAAAACGACGAAAGAUGGCAGACAAGGUGCUCCCACAGCGGAUCCGAGACUUGGUCCCUGAAUCCCAGGCUUACAUGGACCUGCUGGCCUUCGAGAGGAAGCUUGACCAGACCAUCGCUCGCAAGCGCAUGGAGAUCCAGGAGGCCAUCAAGAAGCCCAUCACGCAAAAGCGCAAACUGAGGAUCUACAUCUCAAACACCUACACACCUGCAAAGCCCGAGGGCGAGGAGGCCGAGAAAGUGGCAUCAUGGGAACUCCGAGUGGAAGGCAAACUAUUGGAAGACCCAGGAAAACAGAAGAGGAAGUUCUCCUCCUUCUUCAAAAGCCUGGUGAUCGAACUGGACAAGGAGCUAUACGGGCCAGACAACCAUCUGGUGGAGUGGCACAGGCUCCCCACCACCCAGGAGACGGACGGCUUCCAGGUGAAGCGGCCAGGUGACAUCAACGUCAAGUGCACCCUCCUGCUGAUGCUGGACCACCAGCCCCCCCAGUAUAAGCUGGACCCUCGUCUGGCGCGGUUGUUGGGGGUGCACACCCAGACACGCGCCAGCAUCAUGCAAGCCCUGUGGCUCUACAUCAAGAACAACAAGCUGCAGGACAGCCACGAGAAGGAGUACAUCAACUGCAACCGCUACUUCAGACAGAUCUUUACCUGCACUCGUAUGAAGUUCUCUGAGAUCCCCCUCAAGCUGGCCGGCCUUCUGCAGCACCCUGACCCCAUUGUCAUCAACCACAUGAUCAGUGUGGAUCCUAAUGACCAGAAGAAGACGGCGUGCUUUGACAUUGAUGUGGAGGUGGACGACCCCCUGAAGGGCCAGAUGACCAGCUUCCUGUCCUCCACCACCAACCAGCAGGAGAUCGCCACACUUGAGAUGAAGAUCCAUGAGACCAUUGAGUCCAUCAACCAGCUGAAGACCCAGAGGGACUUCAUGCUGAGCUUCAGCACCAACCCCCAGGACUUCAUCCAGGACUGGCUCAAGUCUCAGAGCAGGGACCUCAAGUUGAUGACUGACGUUGCGAGCAACCCGGAGGAGGAGAGGCGCACAGAGUUCUACCAGGCCCCCUGGGUCCCCGAGGCAGUCGGACGCUACGUCUACUCCAAGGUACAGCAGAGGAGACAGGAACUCGAGCAGGUUUUAGGAAUCAGGCUCACCUGAGCCACAUCUGGACGACAGCACACCCCAGCUUCCCCUCUUUUGCGCAUCACUUCCUCUAUAUGCGCAUCACUUCCUCUGUACUCUCUCCUACCUAGGAAGCAGGAGGCAGCUUACUCCUCAGCUGGAGCCAUCAUCUUUCAGUAUUCUUAAUCGAUUUGAUUUGCAGAGGACACCUACACUUUUCAUGUUGGUGUUGCGAGGUGACUGUUUGAAUGUGGGGUUUGAAACUCUUGUAUUAACAUCACCUGUGAAUUAUCACAUCAUUCCAUUACGGUGGAUCAAAGGUUUUCAUCUUAUCUGUCAUAUACUCAGCAAGUAUGAGACAUUGUGCUUUUUUUCCAGCAAGCAAGCUCUUCCAAAUAUUGCAUUGUGAAGCUUUUUUUUUUUGUGGUGUUUUUUCAUAUGCUAAAAUGUACCUUUGCUCAAAAAGGUGUUUUUAACAUUGUACCUUUCUUGAAAAGGUGGUUGCCAAUGCUAGUUCAGUUUUUUAUUUGGAGGGUAGUAGUUUUGAAAACAGAGCCUUGGAUUGGAUGACAGGACAUAUGCUCAGGUAAACGCACCCUUGAGCCAUUCUGUUCCUCUUCCCCUGGGGACUGGUCCAUUUCUCUUAGUUUGGUUUCAAAUUUGCCAUUAUUUUUGUUCUCUCCUGAUGUUUACAGACUGUUUUGUGUUUUUGUCCUGUUCUGUCAAAACAUGGCUGCCAUGGUUUGAAUUUGUUUGGGAGGCCAAAGGAGCCCUCACUGCUAAAAUAAGCCAUUGAACUAUUCUCUCACGGUAGUCAGAGUGAUUCUGUUGACCUGAUGUCUGUGUAAAAGGCUUCACUUUGAUAUCUUAUGACUUGGGUGAUCAGACUUUUAUCACACUGUGAUGUUUUUUAAAGCUGUUUUUACACAUUGAUCUGUGGGGGGUUUUUUAUUUUAGGAAAAGGUUUGGCUAAAAAAAACAAAAAGAAGAAAACCUUUCAGGUGUGUACUGCGCCAUCUCGGCUGAGCUCCUGAGUACUGCGUAGCUUUUAGUCUUUUCAGCUUAUAUGCAGCUCAAAACCCGGUGGUGUAGAUUCAUUUUUUUAAUUUUAUUUUUUUUAAAAAAGCUAAAUAAAUAUUCAGGAAUUGUAGAUUCCAUCCUUUUGGAUUUGUCGACCACUAUAUCUUUGUAUUAGCUUUUGAUUUCUGAGCGAAUAAAAUAUGUGGGUUGAAGGUUUUGUAAACUGUUAAGCACAUUUGUGUUGGUUUGUUUGCUUCCACGCAGAAGCUUUUAUCUUUUGUACCUUUAUACUUAAUGUCAUUUGGUAUAUUUUUUAAAUUAAAACUUGAAUAUAAAAUCA